Protobothrops mucrosquamatus (brown spotted pit viper) is the source of this 798-nucleotide messenger RNA. It is a transcript of the gene SRD5A2, whose product is annotated as steroid 5 alpha-reductase 2. The record is from RefSeq and is a predicted model, not a curated record. Lineage: Eukaryota; Metazoa; Chordata; Lepidosauria; Squamata; Viperidae. The transcript has 5 exons. Bases 1 to 798 code for a protein of 265 amino acids. Gene Ontology annotation, biological process: steroid biosynthetic process. Gene Ontology annotation, molecular function: 3-oxo-5-alpha-steroid 4-dehydrogenase activity. Gene Ontology annotation, cellular component: membrane.
AUGCACUGCUUGCCGAGCCUGGUGAUGACCCUGAGCGCCCUGUUGCUGAUCUUGGGGCUGCUGCACUUGUUGGUGUUUUGUCAGCGGCCCUCUUGCUACGGGAAGCACGAGCCCCGCCAGCCAAACCCGGGGGGAAACCACGCCGCGGAGACGCCGCGCCGCGCCCACCUGCCGGCCCGCCGCGCCUGGUUCCUCCAGGAGCUGCCCGCCUUCCUGGUGCCCGCGCUUCUGCUGGCGCUGCGUAACCCGCCCGGCUUCGCGCCGCUGGGCUGCAGGCUGCUGGGCGGCAUGUUCUGCGGCCACUAUUUCCACAGGACAUUCAUUUACUCAUUCUUCCGAAGAGGCAGACCUUUCCCGCUGAAGAUAGUGUUUUUUGGUGCACUGUUCUGUAUCUAUAAUGGCUUCCUUCAAGGCUACUACAUGAUUUAUUGUGCUGAAUACCCAGAUGACUGGUGUAAAGACAUACGAUUUUUGUCAGGUCUUUUGUUGUUUUUGUCUGGCAUGGGAAUCAAUAUCCACAGUGAUUUUCUUCUACGUCAGCUAAGAAAGCCAGGAGAAUUCACUUAUAAAAUUCCACAAGGAGGAUUGUUUGCAUAUGUCUCAGGAGCAAAUUUCUUUGGGGAAAUCCUUGAAUGGUUCGGGUAUGCUAUAGCGACCUGGUCUCUACCGGCCUUUUCCUUCGCAUUUUUUACACUCUGCUUCAUUGGACCACGUGCUUAUCAUCAUCAUAGGUAUUAUCUGAAGACAUUCACAGCCUAUCCAAGAUCAAGAAAAGCCUUGAUUCCUUUUAUAUUUUGA